Lycium barbarum (goji berry) is the source of this 1057-nucleotide messenger RNA. Its product is annotated as germin-like protein subfamily T member 2. The transcript has a single exon. The coding region runs from base 116 to 796 and encodes 226 amino acids. Gene Ontology annotation, cellular component: cell wall. The record is from RefSeq and is a predicted model, not a curated record. Gene Ontology annotation, molecular function: manganese ion binding. Lineage: Eukaryota; Viridiplantae; Streptophyta; Magnoliopsida; Solanales; Solanaceae.
GAUUUUAGAAUGUUGCUUUCCGGCUUGACAAAUAAAUAGCCCUUGAACUCCUGUGCCAUUAGUACAUUGCCAUACUAUUCUUUGAAUCUCAAAUUUCAUUAUACAACACUAACCAAUGGCUACCAUGUACUCUCAGUCGGGGUUUCUUACUCGUUUGACAUUCGUGUUGGUUAUUUUGGUAGUCUUACCGUUUCCUUCUCAGUGUGCUGAUCCUGAUCCACUGCAGGAUUUCUGUGUUGGAAUUCUGAAAAACGCGUCAACAUCUCUUAAUGGCUUCCCUUGCAAGCCUGCCUCCCAAGUUACGUCGGAUGAUUUUUUCUUUGAUGGCCUGAGCAAAGAGGGAAACACGGACAAUGUAUUCGGGUUCAGCGUGACACCAGGAAACGUUCUUUCUUUCCCGGGGUUGAACACGCUAGGUCUCUCUAUGAAUCGAGUUGACUAUGCCCCGGGAGGGAUGAAUCCGCCUCAUUCACACCCUCGUGCAACUGAGUCCGGUGUAGUCAUCAAAGGGAAACUAUUCGUUGGAUUUGUGACAACAGACAACGUGUUUUAUUCCAAAGUUUUGACUGCAGGGGAGAUGUUUGUUGUCCCCAGAGGGCUGGUGCAUUUCCAAAUGAAUGUUGGGAAGGUGAAGGCAAUGACAAUCACAGCUUUUAACAGUCAUUUGCCAGGUUCAGUGGUCCUUCCAACUACACUAUUUGCUUCCAAGCCUCCAAUUCCUGUUGAUGUGUUGACUAAGACAUUUCAAGUUGAAGCAAGUGUUAUUGAUGGCAUCAAGGCCAAAUUUGGUGCUUAAAAGUUAAAACUAUAACAGCUGAUAAAAAACAGAAUGAAAAAGAAAAGGCCUAAAACAUAAAACUUUUGCUCUCUGGUUUAGUUUUGUAUUUGUUCAAUGUUCAUCUGGUACAUAGAUCUCCAGGUAUGUAUUGUGUUAUCAUCAAUAAUGCAGAAGAGCAACAAGAAUUCUUUCUUCUUCAUAAGGAUGUGCAGAUUUGGGUACUCAAAUAAUUCUGUUCUUUUCUACUCAUACAAAUAAGAGUCAUGUUGUUUUUUUCCA